This is a messenger RNA of Corvus hawaiiensis (hawaiian crow), 2460 nucleotides long. It is a transcript of the gene FMOD, whose product is annotated as fibromodulin. The record is from RefSeq and is a predicted model, not a curated record. Bases 329 to 1477 code for a protein of 382 amino acids. Gene Ontology annotation, molecular function: protein binding. The transcript is spliced from 3 exons. Lineage: Eukaryota; Metazoa; Chordata; Aves; Passeriformes; Corvidae.
CAACACUCCUGAGAGAAAAGACGGGAGAGAGAGAGAGCGAGAGAGAGAGAGAGAGGGAGGAAAGAAAUCGCAGGUUAUUUAUAACAGGCAGCACCAGGGGCUCUCCAGUCUCUCCUGCAAAGCUGCAGCAGCUGGGAGGUCACUCCCGAAAAUCCCGGCCGAGCCCGUGCUCUGCCAGCUCAAUAUUUGCUCUGGGAUCCGGGAUCUGGGAUCUGGGGCGGGCACCCGGCGCUGCGGCUCGGGAGCCACCCUCCCAUGCUGCCGGUGCCGCGGCACAGCCCCGAGCAGCCUUUGCACAGGAGGAGCUCACCUCGGUCCCUCCAGCACCAUGCCUCGGGCCACCACCCUCAUCCUCAUCCUGGCCGGGCUCUGCGGGUCCUCCCUGGGCCAGUACAAUGAGGAGGAGGACCUGGCGUGGCUCCAGUACUACCUGCGGCAGUCCCGCGUCUCCUCCUACAACUACGUGCCCUACUACGAGGAGGAGAGCCCCGCGUACGCUUACUCCUACCCCUCUGCCACCGACACGGAGCCCGAGCCGGAGCCGGAGCCGCAGCAAGCCACGCCCUGGCGGUGUCCCCAAGAGUGUGACUGUCCCCCCAACUUCUCGUCGGCCAUGUAUUGUGACACCCGCAACCUGCGGUACCUGCCGUUCGUGCCGUCGCGGAUGAAAUACGUCUACUUCCAGAACAACCUCAUCACCUCCAUCCAGGAGGGAGCCUUCGACAACGCCACGGAGCUGGAGUGGCUGGCGCUGCACAACAACCAGAUCAGCAGCGAAAAGAUGGGGAAAAGGGUUUUUGGGAAGCUGCAGCGCCUGGAGAGGCUCUACAUGAACAACAACAACCUGACGCGGCUGCCCAGCCCGCUGCCGCGCUCGCUGCGCGAGCUCCACCUCUCCUACAACCACAUCUCCAAGGUGCCUUCCAACGCUCUGGAGGGGCUGGAGAACCUCACGGCGCUGUACCUCAGCCACAACUUCAUCUUCGAGAUGGGCGCGUCCCUCAAAGGGCUCAAGUCGUUGAUCCUCGCUGACCUGAGCUACAACAACCUCAGGAAGGUCCCGGACGGGCUCCCGGUGUCCCUGGAGCAGCUGUACCUGGAGUACAACUACAUCAACGCCAUCCCCGACGAUUAUUUCCAGGUGUCCCCCCGGCUGCUCUACGUGAGGAUGUCCCACAACAGCCUGACCAACCAAGGGCUCUCCAGCAACACCUUCAACAGCAGCAGCAUCCUGGAGCUGGACCUGUCCUACAACCGGCUCCAGAAGAUCCCGCGGGUCAACACCAACCUGGAGAACCUCUACCUGCAGGGCAACCAGAUCAAUGAGUUCUCCAUCAGCAGCUUCUGCUCCGUGGUGGAUGUCAUGAACUACUCCCGGCUCCAGGUGCUGCGGCUCGACGGGAACGAGAUCAAGCGCAACGCGGUGCCCCCGGACGCGCCGCUGUGCCUGCGCCGGGCCACCGUCAUCGAGAUCUGAGCCGGCCCCGCCGCCCUCAGGACUUGUGUCCCUCGUUCCCAGGGAAUCCCUCAUUCCCAGGGAAUCCCUCAUUUCCCAUCCGACUCGGCUUCGCAGCAGUGCAAUCACAGGGUGCUCCGAUCUGCGCCCAAUUUGCCCUAAAUUCUCCCUCUUCCCAUGCAGGGUGGGGCAGAUCCCGGCUCUGAGCCCUCUCUGACCCUGCCACAGCCACCCCACAAAGCCCCGUGCCCACUGUCACCUCCUCCCCCAGAUCGGGGUGGGGCACAGUAGGGAUGGGGCUCGUCCCACCUUGGGAAUCCAGGCCUGAGCAUCUGAUCCCAAUCCCGACCCCAAAACCGGAUCUGAACCCCCUGAGCCAGCAACCCCUGGAAGGAGCAUCCAAGGGGUUGGGAGCUGCAGGAGUGAAGGGUUAAAGAUCUCCAGGCUGGAGGAUCCCUCAGAGUGGGACGAGGAGGGGCAAAUCCACCCCUUCUCUUCCUUUUUCCCCCUUUUCCAUCAGCCUCCUGCUCCGGAAUUAAUGGAGAGAAACCCUAAAAGAGAGAAACCUUCCCUGGGGUCAGAGGGAAACCCCCUGAGGAACAGCCUGGCCAUGGAAGGGGUCCCAAAUCUUCCUCCCAAACCCCUGGAUCAGGGCAGGAUGGGGAAAUUCCUGGUGCUGUCACCCCCGGCUGCCUGGGCACCCCUCCCUGAGCUCCCUCCCUGCCCAGGCCCCCGGGAUAUCCCAAUUAAAACCCCCCAAAUAAUCACAGAUCCACGUUGGAAUUCCCUAAAAACCCCGAAUUCCCCAACUCGGACCCUCGGCCGGCUGAGUUUGAGGACCGAAGGGGCAGCUGAGCUUUGGGGGUGACCUGCCCAGGUGGCCCCUCCGCGUUGUUCCUGCAUGCAAAGAGCAUUAAAAAUAAAAAACUCCCCAAAAUCCUAUAAUUUCACCAGCAUGAACUGUAAACCCCAAACCCAUCAAUAAAACCCUUCCCGCACCUGCA